Messenger RNA from Arabidopsis lyrata subsp. lyrata, 435 nucleotides. RefSeq lists its product as uncharacterized. Lineage: Eukaryota; Viridiplantae; Streptophyta; Magnoliopsida; Brassicales; Brassicaceae. Gene Ontology annotation, biological process: defense response. The record is from RefSeq and is a predicted model, not a curated record. The coding region runs from base 1 to 435 and encodes 144 amino acids. The transcript has 2 exons.
AUGUCACUAGAUGGAUAUUUCUCUGUUGAGUUUGAGAUCCGGUCUCCGGUGGAAAAAUUCUGUCAAGGUUACAUGGAGGUAGCGAAACCCCGUAACGACAAAGUUUCGUCGGACGUGCGGGAGGUUCUACCUUCAGGGAAGAGAAAGACUCAGUUAAGAAUGGAGGGAUUUCAGAUCUCGGAGUGGUUCAGGUCUCUCGCAAAACCUCUCGCCUACAGUACUAGUGAUAUGGCCAAGUCGCGAAACCCGGAUUACUACACGAAGCUCGAAGGAACCAUAACCGUCAUUCACACGGAAGGCAUUGAAGGUGGCCGCGCGAUAUGGACUCUACAGUAUGAGAAGAUUAGCUCUGACAUUAAGGACACACUAUUCAUCAUCGACAUUACUACAAUAUACUUUAAGCAGAUAGAUGAGAGAAUCUUCUCAAAUCUCUAG